AUGACCCUCAUUACCAGAAUACUUCCCCGAAAAACUCCAAGCUUAUUAUCAACUUUAAGAGCCCACUUCCACAGUGCAACUCCCAACAUGACGCUCAACCUCGAGUCCAGCAUUGUGGCCGCAAACGAGGGAUAUGUCUCCAAGUUCAGCGCUUCAGAUGAAAACCUACUGCUUCCGCCGGUGAAGGAGGUCGCCGUCGUAACAUGCAUGGACACCAAUAUCAUGCCCGCAUCAGCACUCGGCUUCAAGCUCGGCGACGCGCACCUCAUCCGCAACGGCGGCGGCAGCGCCCGGGAGGCUCUGAGGAGUCUGGUUGUGUCGCAGCAGCUGUUCGGGACAAAGGCGAUAUUGAUCAUUAAGCAUACUGACUGCGGAAUGACCACAUUCGACAAUCCCACCCUGCACGGCACCAUCAAGAAGAACCUCGGCGUCGACGCCGAUGGCGAGGAUUUUGGAGCCAUUGAAAACAUAGAACAAGCCGUCAGAGACGACGUCGAAUUCCUCAAGACGCACAAACUGAUCCCAGAGGUGGUCCGGGGGAACACAACGGGGUGGAUAUAUGAUCCGAAGACGGGCAAGCUUACGAAGGUUGUUUAG
Messenger RNA from Morchella sextelata, 597 nucleotides. RefSeq lists its product as uncharacterized. The coding region runs from base 1 to 597 and encodes 198 amino acids. The transcript is spliced from 4 exons. The record is from RefSeq and is a predicted model, not a curated record. Lineage: Eukaryota; Fungi; Ascomycota; Pezizomycetes; Pezizales; Morchellaceae. Gene Ontology annotation, molecular function: carbonate dehydratase activity; zinc ion binding.